AUGGCGACUUAUGCUGCACUGGCUUCUCUUCUGCAAACGCUGGAUUAUCUACUGAAGUUCCCGUUGUUGAUCCUCGAAGUUAAGAAAAUGAAAGCCGAAGCUCUCAAACCAAAACUCGAUGAAUUCUUAUUGCUUUUGACGGCAGGAGAACCCUCUGCAGUGUCGAGCUCGAGCUCGGGCUCUCGUCUGUGGGAGCUAAUUGAAGAAACUGAUCAAUCUCUGCAAUCGUCAGUAGAAGAUUUUAUUGAGGCACUUGGGAGGUCUCAUUCAGCUGAUACUUUGGAGAUCAGACAAAGAUUGCUACUAUACUUUACUAGUAGUACAAAGCCAAAAUUUGAACUUCUUGCGGAGGGAAAGCCUCAGAUAUUCAAGGAGAUCACAUCCUUGGAGGAAAAUUUGAGGAAAUUUCUCCACAGCACUGUCCAAGACUGCUUGUCUGGCAGGCCUAACCAUUUCUUGUACCGAUAUGGCCAUGUGGAAGAGGAUCUAAAUCCUCGAGAAUUGCCAGAUUUUUUUAUACAAAUUGUAUAUUCUCAAGUAGACAGUGAAACACCAGUAGUUGAUUCCCCGUUCUCCUCACCAAGCAGUGAGACUGAUGACCCCUACGUCGGCAAACUUGACUCGACCGUACAACAUUCAAAUGGAACCAUCUCCUUUCCAGACCUUGAACAGCUGUUGUCGUUGGCAUUUCGCCAGAGCCGACUUCCAGUAAUUGUUAACAAGAUGGGACAUUUGUGGAGAACCUGUCGUCGGGUCGAUGACAGCAUCACUAGCUUCUCGAAAGCCACUUCCGAUUUAACAACUCUCCACCAGGAUAUUCGGUUCUUGCUAACCUUUCUUAAGGAGGAUUCUUCUAAUAAAUUCUGCCCUCAUCAUGAAUUGCUGAAAUGUAUGAAAGAUGUUGCAGAUAGAGCAAGGGUUCCUGUCGAACAAUGUAUGGUAGACUACCAAAUCGAGUCCAUUAUGACGUACCCCUUUUGCUUAUUGGCUGGGAUUCCUGCAAAAUUACAAGAUUCUGGAAAGAUUCUUGAGUGUGCAGUGGACAGGAUUUUCUACGGAAAGAAGGGCAUUUCCCAAUAUUUGGUGCAGGCAUCAAUGCAGAUUCAACCCAUUAAAGAAAUGAUUACAAAGAUAAAUGAUGAGAGUUCAAGUGCGCACACAUCAAUUGGCAGCAUGUCUCUACGCCAUUCAAAUAAGGACGACAUUGUGGUGGGUCUUGAUGAUGAACUGGUUAGCCUCCUGGAGGGACUCACCAGAGUGCCAUCAGGGCUAGAAAUUGUGACCAUUUUAGGGAUGGGCGGCAUUGGUAAGACAACUCUUGCUCGAAAAGCUUUUCGUCAUUCUUACACUGAAUAUCACUUCUAUUGCCGUGCAUGGAUCACAGUUUCCCAAGUAUAUCAAGUCAGAGAUUUGUUACUGGGCCUUUUGGGCUGUCUUGGUCACUCCACUGAUAAAUUGGUAGAGAAAAACGACGCUCAAUUAGCUGAAGUUGUGUACAGAAGUUUGAAAGGUAAGAGGUACUUGAUUGUUAUGGAUGACAUAUGGAGUAUCGAUGCUUGGAAUGAUGUCAAAAGAUGCUUUCCUGAUGACAAAACUGGUAGUAGAAUCUUAUUAACCAGCCGCGUUACAGAGUUGGCUAGCUACGUCAAUGCAAAGAAGCCUCCUCAUUGUAUGAGUCUUCUGGAUACUGAGCAGAGUUGGGAACUGUUGGAGAAGCUUGUAUUUGGGAUAGCAAGUUGCCCGCCUGAAUUGGAGAAAUGUGGAAAGCUUAUAGCUAAACGAUGCCAAGGACUACCACUAGCAAUUGUUGUAAUGGCUGGUGUACUUUCACGUGUCGUCAAGACAUAUGACUGUUGGAAUAAUUUUGCAGAGAAGGUAUGCGCAAUCAUCUCCACUAAUCCAGAAGAAUGCCUGGAUAUACUUGCUUUGAGUUACAAUUAUUUGCCCCAUCAUCUCAAAGCCUGCUUCCUCCAUAUGGCGGCUUUCCCUGAAGACUGUGAAAUAGAAGUUCAAAAGUUGAUUAAUCUAUGGGCUGCAGAGGGAUUCUUGGAUCCCCAAUCUUCAGAAAAUCUAGAACAGGUGGCAGAGGAGUAUUUGGAAGACCUUAUUGGUAGAAACUUAGUUUUCAUUGAAAAGGAGUGUUUUGGAGGAAAAGUCAAGACCUGUCGUCUCCAUGAUUUCUUACGUGAAUUAUGCUUGAGAGAAGCACAGAAAGAGGACUUCAUGCAUGUGAUACAAAAGAGAGGUACCAAACGCUCUCGAGUAGGCUUGCGUAAUCAGCAUCGCCUCAGUUUCCAUUUGGAUCCUUACAGUGAUGUGGCUGCGGCACCUGGAAUCCCACACGUCUCGUCUUUUAUGUGUUUCACAUUGGGUACUAAUAUUGUUCCGAAUAUUCUGUUCUUUCAAUUAGGCUUUAAGGUGCUUAGAGUAUUAGACAUAUUCUUUCUGCAUUUUGAUUACUUCCCUGCCCGAAUACUAAAACUGAUUCAUUUGAGGUAUCUUGCGCUGAGUGCUACUUAUGAGCUUCCUGCAUCAGUAUCACAACUAAGGAAUCUCCAAACGUUGGUGAUUCAUGGUCCAUGGCACUGCCGGGAGUCUGGCAGUAGCCCAACAUUGUUACUGGAGUUUUGGAGUAUGCCUUCAUUGAGGCAUCUCCAGUGUAGUGUGACCAUUUAUUUGAAGAAUCCUCCUGGAGCUAAUAGUGAACUCCCUCAGCUAUUUGUUUCAAAAAACCUACAAACUCUCUCUACCAUCAAAAUUUCAUGCUGCACAAAGGAAGUUUUCAGUGUCAUGCCCCAUCUCAAGAAACUUGAAAUUUGUGAGACAGAAGAAGACUGCGGCAUAUGUGAGCCAUCUGUAUUACUUGGGAAUCUACAGUACUUGAAAGAGCUUGAAACACUUGAGUGUUGCUUCUACAAACAAAGAGUAGAAGCGCGGCAAAUAUCAUUUUUUUCUGCCCUGCCAUGUUCUCUUAGGCAAUUGAGUUUAAGUUGGAGUUAUUUGCCAUGGGAA
Molecule: messenger RNA, 3012 nt
Organism: Coffea eugenioides
Lineage: Eukaryota; Viridiplantae; Streptophyta; Magnoliopsida; Gentianales; Rubiaceae
Product: putative disease resistance RPP13-like protein 3
Exons: 1
Biological process (GO): defense response to other organism
Molecular function (GO): ADP binding
Source: RefSeq, a predicted model, not a curated record